AUGCGCGUGUUUCUCUUACUGUUAGUGACCUGUUUAGUUCUGUUAGUUCUUGUCGAAGGAAAGUCAUCGAAAGACUCGAAAUCGAAGGAUCACAGUUCCAAACAUUUAAGCCACGGGAAAGUGGCCAAAGUAAAAGCGAAACACUCACGGCACAGUUCUAGCGACUCUUCAGAAUCCUCCGAGCAUAGGCACAACAAAAAGCACAAACACCACGAAGAGCAUAGGCGCCAUGAAGAGCAUAAGCACCACGAAGAGCACAGACACAAACACAAGAAAAAGAAUAUGGAAAAGUUCAAGAGCGAAGAAAGUUUCGAUUCGCGGAAAGCCAAUGCGACAAAAAAUCAUAAGAUAAGUUUAAACCACAACUCGACCAGAAUAAUCGGUGAUGGCUUCAACAAUAACACGGGUAAGCUUUUCCCAUUAACAAAGAAUGUUACUACGCAUGAAUCAUUAAAAUUUAAUAACAUGCAAUCGUCAGGACACAAGGAAAACAAAACUUUGCACGGUUUGAUCUUCGUUAAACCAAAUAUUAGCAGAACGAACAGUGCUAAUCAAACUAACAAUAAUGUUUUGAAUAAUUUCCUUCAAAGCGAGAAAGGUGUGAAGGUUAUCAACGGUUCGCAAUUGCAUUCAAAUAACAAUAAAUGGAACAAUAGUGGCAUUCCGCCUCCCAUUGGUUUAAUGAACUUCAAUGCAACAGGUCUUGAACAAGGCUUGAAGAAUUUCAAUGCAAAUGCUCCUGCAGAAGGCUGGAAGAAUUUCAAUGCAACAGGUCUUUCACAAGGCUGGAAGAAUUUCAAUGCAACAGGUCCUUCACAAGGCUGGAAGAAUUUCAAUGCAAAUGCUCCUGCAGAAGGCUGGAAGAAUUUGAAUGCAACAAGUCCUGGAAUAGGCUGGAAGAAUUUCAAUGCAACAGGUUCAGAAGUUGGCUGGAAGAAUUUCAAUGCUCCUACACAAGGCUGGAAGACCAAUCCGAAUCCAGUACAGGGCUGGAAUAUCGAACCUUCAGCCCCAGACUACAGGAAGGAGUUCAGUGUUCCCGAUCACACAAAGGACCAAAGAUAUUAUUUCGAUUCUCCUGGAAUGGGUGGAUAUCUUCAGAGGAAUCCAAAUUUUAUCAACAAUGAUAACCGACCUAUCGCUUACCCGUUAGAUUCUGACUACAAUAAAAAAUCUAUCAGCAAUAUAGCACCUGAAUACAGUUGGGGACCUCAGCCUUCUUAUAAUUAUAAUGAUCAAUACAAUGCUGAUGGAAAAAUAUUCAAUAAUUAUCCAAAGCAUAAAAGUUACGAUAGUUCUGAAGAGAACUCUUCCGAGAUUGCUAAAGGAGUUAAAAAAAUGUUUAAAAAAAUUGGAAAAGGAGCCGGAAAAGUGUUGUCCAGUGAUCCAGUCAAAGAUGCAAUGAAACAAACAGCUAGUUCAUAUUUCGCAAAUCCUCCACCGAAUGGAUUCAUCUAUAAUCCACCUUACAGCAACAAGAGGCAAACAUUCUAUAGCGGCUUACCGAAACCUGUUGGAAAGGAAUCUAUGAGUACUGACGAUUGGAGGAGUAUAAUAUUCGGCAACGUACCGAGGAAAGUCGAAACCAGAAAUCUAUAUUCAGCUGCUUUUCCAGAAACUUAUCAGAACUUGGAUUUACAUGCUCUCUCAGAAAAAGGACGGUUACCUGAUUUCAACCGAACUCAGUACAAAUUAUUUUUUCCUAAUCCUCACUACCAAAAAUUGUUCGCAGGAUUACAAAACGAAGAUAUUAACGAACGCUUCCGAACUAAGAGAGAAUUGUCAGAGGAGGGCAAAGCUAUGGCAAAAGUUAUCAACAAGUUCUUUCUGCACGAGAGAGACUGUAAUGAUACUGAGUUGGAUGCGAGGAAGAAGCGAGACCUCGUGAUCAGGCCGCUGAAGACAAAUGCUGGAGCUGGAGGGUUCCAAGAAGAAAAUAGAAUUACUAAUUUUCCUUUUUCAGGUGUAGAAGCUAUAGUUCAGAGUGACUUCGGUAUAUCAGUUUAUGAAGAAGUACCCAAACAACUUCAACUAGACAAUAAUGCCACAGAAAAGACUGUUAUUGACAAAGUAACUGAAGAGAACAUUUCCACAACAGAACCGCCAUCAUCCAUCUCUCGAAACAGAACUAAACUAUAUCCUGUUUCUGAAACUAUCGAACAGUUUUUGAACAAGAAACCAGCAACGCGUCUGAGAGUAAUUGAUGAGUCUUUGGAAAAAUGGAAAUCGAAAGCAAGAACCGAAAAUAAUACUUAUAUUACCCCAAGUUCAGAAUCGUAUAAUCAAGAAGUAAAUUCGACCAAUUUCAAAAGGAUUGUUCGUAGUCGUGAUACGUCUAGCGAACGUAACUUUACCCCUUUCUACCGCUUGUUUACCGACCGAUAUUCUGACAGUGAAAUAAAUACAUUAUACAUUACUCCACAUUAUAAGGAUAAUAUGGAAGGAAGUGAGUCCAAAAUAGAACCGUUACAUAAGGAAAUGAAAAGUAACACUCCAAGUAUGUUUUUACAAGAUAGUAAUGAACACUUUUCCACUCCUGAAAAUUAUAAUCCUCAAGAAAACUCCCAAGAGGAAGAAACUAGUUCAAGUAGAUCUUUUGAAUCUGCAGAAUCGACCAGGAAGAACGGAUUCUACUUCUUUGGCGUUUAUAUUAAUGAUUAUAACGAUCAGAAGAGAGAAAAUCACGCUUCAAAUAAAGAUUCAGAAGAAUCAUUAUCUCAGGAUACAGAAAGAUCAACUCCUGUCUCAGAUUUAUCAACAGAUGAUAGCGAUCUCGAAACUGCUUUUGUGCAGAGUACCAUUCCUGCAAUUUCUGCUUUAAGUUAUUCAAAUCAUGAAGAGUUAUCCACAGAAAAUGUUAAAAUAAUUCCACAGCCUGCUAUAUCCGAACCUGUAUUGAAUACAGGAGUGCCUGACAAAUAUGCAACCUCUAAGCCUUCAAAUUUAUUUUAUUUAGUACCCUUCAAGAUUAACACGAUAUCUUCAAUCAAUUACACCAAAGAUCCUAAGAAGGGAAGCAAAAGCACUCGUAAGGACGAUACUGAGAAUAUAACUGCGAAAACAUCCAUUAUCAAGGCACCUUUGAUCACCAACAGGUGUGAUCGAAAUAGCCGCAUGAUGAAGGGAAGGUGUCGAAAAGUAUGGUGAGGUGUUGAUAUUAAUUGAUUUUAAAAACUUUAUAUAAUUUAAUUGAUAUAUAAUAAAUAUUAAUGUAUGUGAAAUAAUCAAGUACAGAAUUCAUAUACUAAAAUCAACUGUCACUAAAUUAUAUCUUAGACAUAGUUACAUGAAAAAAUGCGCUAUAUCAUAUAGAGAAAUGUUUUAAAUUUUAAAUUCAUGACUUUAAAUUUAUCAAAUAGAUUUCAGAAAAAUCUUUGGUUGUAUCAUGGCUCU
This is a messenger RNA of Nezara viridula (southern green stink bug), 3393 nucleotides long. The record is from the annotation of a GenBank genome assembly. NCBI's taxonomy places the organism in Eukaryota, Metazoa, Arthropoda, Insecta, Hemiptera, Pentatomidae.